UUGAACGAAAAAUGGUUUCAGAAACUGAAUUGAGUAAAGGAAGAAAACCAUGCCAUGCAUCUCUCGACUGUUAUGCCUACAAAAGACAACAUCCUUAAGCAAGCUUACCUCGCUCGACUCGACGACCUAAAAAACCUACCACAAAACUUGGGCACUCCCAUGUCUAAUAACUGAAAAUUUGUCAGAAACCAGAAAACCCAUAUUUUAGCUAUGCCUUCAUCUCCAAAAUUCUUUCCUGCCAGACCUUCAUCGUCCAAAUCCAGGAGAUCAACGGUCCUGAUCCUGUGUCUUCUAGUAGGCCUGGCCGGAUUUUUCUUGGGUUUUCUUGUAGUUUCCAAGCAGGGAUUGGGAUAUAGCUGUAAAUACGCCAAGCCCAUUUCAGUUUCUGUUGUUUGGGAUAGAACAAAUAGCGGUAAUAGUUUCAGCAGCAGUAGUGAUGGUGAUAAUGGAGCUAACGGGAAUUCAGUGCGAGGGCAAAAGAGGUAUAAAGUCACGGGCUUUGUGGGAAUUCAAACCGGGUUUGGAUCCGCUGGUCGUCGCCGGGCUUUGCGCCAGACUUGGUUUCCCUCUGAUCCUCAAGGUCUUCAACGGUUGGAGGAAGCUACUGGCUUGGUAUUUAGAUUUGUUAUUGGUAGGACUAGUGAUAAAUCAAAGAUGUCAGAGCUUAGGAGGGAGGUAGCCGAAUAUGACGAUUUCAUGCUAUUGGAUAUUGAAGAGGAGUAUAGUAAGCUCCCAUACAAAACGCUAGCUUUCUUCAAAGCUGCUUAUGCUCUUUAUGAUGCUGACUUUUAUGUUAAGGCAGAUGAUGACAUAUAUCUGAGACCAGAUCGUCUCUCUCUUCUCUUGGUUAAAGAGCGUUCUCAUUCUCAAACAUAUCUUGGAUGCAUGAAGAAAGGCCCAGUUUUUACUGAUCCCAAGCUCAAAUGGUACGAGCCUCUAGGACAUCUGCUUGGAAAGGAAUACUUUCUCCAUGCUUAUGGUCCACUUUAUGCUCUAUCUGCAGAUGUUGUUGCCAGUUUGGUUGCUCUGAGAAACAACAGUUUUCGGAUGUUCAGCAAUGAGGAUGUUACAAUUGGUGCUUGGAUGCUCGCAAUGAAUGUCAACCAUGAGAACAAUAAGCUACUAUGUCAACCAGAGUGUACUUCCUCAUCCAUAGCCGUGUGGGAUAUUCCCAAGUGUUCCGGACUCUGUGAGCCCGAGAAGAAGUUAUUGGAACUCCAUGCAGAGGAAAUUUGUUCGAAGAGCCCUACUUUGUCAUCUGAUGAAGAUGAUUAGCACCUUUGCACUGUUCAGAUUCGUUAGACUGCUGAAAGUCUGAGCAAAGGAAUCCAUUUUUGCGAUCUUCUUACAAAAUUUUGACAGCAACGAGCAGUUUUUUACAUAAAUCAUAGCAUAUGAACAGCAUUCAUUAACCAAUUGGUCACCAUGUUGUUAAUGUAGAAAUUUCAUUCCUUGAUUGCUUCCCAUGUAAUACAUACACGCAUUCUCUGUACCAUAUGUGACCAUUUAGAAGAUCAUGAUUGUACUCAUUUCUUAGCAGGCACAACUUCAGCUGACUGUCUAUACAAGUGGAGUUAGAGAA
This is a messenger RNA of Coffea eugenioides, 1582 nucleotides long. Its product is annotated as probable beta-1,3-galactosyltransferase 14. Gene Ontology annotation, cellular component: Golgi membrane. NCBI's taxonomy places the organism in Eukaryota, Viridiplantae, Streptophyta, Magnoliopsida, Gentianales, Rubiaceae. The transcript is spliced from 7 exons. Gene Ontology annotation, molecular function: hexosyltransferase activity. The record is from RefSeq and is a predicted model, not a curated record. The coding region runs from base 211 to 1275 and encodes 354 amino acids.